This is a messenger RNA of Brettanomyces nanus, 492 nucleotides long. RefSeq lists its product as uncharacterized. Gene Ontology annotation, biological process: DNA repair. Lineage: Eukaryota; Fungi; Ascomycota; Pichiomycetes; Pichiales; Pichiaceae. Gene Ontology annotation, molecular function: catalytic activity. The record is from RefSeq and is a predicted model, not a curated record. The coding region runs from base 1 to 492 and encodes 163 amino acids. The transcript has a single exon.
AUGCCCAAGAUUCCUACAGAUGAACAGUUAACAUUUCAUUAUGCCGUUUAUUCCAAGAUCCUCCAAAUCCCAAAGGGCCACGUUACAUCCUAUGGACAAAUUUCUCGUCUCAUACAUUGUCCGAGAAAUGCCAGACAGGUUGGUAUGUCGUUGAAGCACAUGGACUACUAUGUUGAAUUUCUAAGGGACACUAACGGAGAUCAGAUCUUUGAUCUCUCUUUGAUUCCGUGGUGGAGAGUCAUUAACUCUCAGGGUACUAUCUCUAAAAGAGAUACUGAUCAGGCUGUGCUUAGGCAGGUUCAGAGGCUCACAGACGAAGAUGUAGAGGUUGAAAAAUUCGACUGGACCAGCCGAUCUCGUCCUCCUUCUUCUUGGACGCCUUAUCAUGUAGAUUUCCAAAGAUAUGGCUGGUUUCCAGAAGUGGAAGAUGAGGAUGAGGAAGAAAAUGACCAUACUCAAAUAAAAGUCGAAGAUACCGGAGAACUAGAUUAG